AUGGUCUCUUUCAUUCUUUCUUUUCUUUCUUUUUCUUCCCUUCUCUCUUUCAUUGAUUUUUUCUUCCUUUUUUUCUUUCUCUCUUUCAUUCUUUUCUUUUACUUCCGCUUCUCUCUUUCAUUCUUUCUUUUCUUCUUUUUUCUUCCCUUGUCGCUUUCAUUUUUCUUUCUUUUUUUCUUCUUUUCUCUCUUUCAUUCUUUCUUACCUUCUUUUUUGCUUUCCUUCUCUCUUUCAUACUUUCCUUCCUUCUUUUUUGCUUUCCUUCUCUCUUUCAUACUUUCCUUCCUUCUUUCUUUAAUUUCUUUAUUCAUUUGGAUUUUCUUUCCUUCUUUCUUUCUUUCUUUCUUUCUUUCUUAUUCUUCUGAUAUUCUCUUCUUUAUUUCUUCUUUUUCUUAUUUUCUUUCAUCGGGUGGUCCACAAGAGAAAGAAUCUAUCUUGGUGGCGUGUACACACCUGUGCUUGGGCACAUGGAUAUCGCAUUUAUUCUUUGGGAUUUUUCUUUUCUUUCUUUUUCUUUCCUUCUUUCUUUUUUCUUUUCAUAAUUUUUCUUUAUUUCUUUUAUCAAUUAUUUUUUUGAUUUUUUUAAUUCUUUCUUUUUCUUUCUUUCUUUCUUUCUUUCUUUCUUUCUUUCUUUCUUUCUUUCUUUCUUUCUUUCUUUCUAGAUUUUCCUUUAUUUAUUCAUUUGCAUUUUCUUUCUUUCUUUCUUUCUUUCUUUCUCAUUCUUCUUGUCUUUUCUUCUUUCUUCCUUUUUCUUUUUUCUUUUAUUUUUUGGAAUUUUUCUUUUCCUUUUUUCUUUCUUUUUUCUUUCCUUCUCUUGUUCAUUUUAUUUACUUCUUUCUUUCAUUUUUUUCUUUACACAUUUCUCCUUUGCUCUUUGAUUUUUAA
Messenger RNA from Acanthosepion pharaonis, 885 nucleotides. Lineage: Eukaryota; Metazoa; Mollusca; Cephalopoda; Sepiida; Sepiidae. The record is from the annotation of a GenBank genome assembly.